GAGAGAGAGAGAGAGAGGAAGAGAAAAAGGCCUCACCACCAUCUUCUGCACGCUCUCGGAGGCUCUACUGAAGGUCAACGUCUGCAGAUCUAAGAUCUCAUGUUGACUCAGACUGUUAUUAAUCUACAGGGCGCAGCCAGGGAGCAGCUGUGUGUGUAAAGACUAAAACACUCUACAAUGAAGCGUCACAGUCCCACUAGUGGAGGAGGACCCUCCCACCCAAAGUUAAAGCGUGCAGGAUCUCCAGAACCCAGCUGUGUGUCUAUGAAGAGUGACCUCUCCAUGUUUGACCCUCCUACAUUGAGCAGAGGAAGAAAAGAGCUAAGCUGGGUGUCUAUGAAGAGUGACCAGUCCAUGCGUGAACCUCCUACAUUGAGCAGAGGAAGAAAAGAGCUCAGCUGGGUGUCUAUGAAGAGUGACCAGUCCAUGCGUGAACCUCCUACAUUGAGCAGAGGAAGAAAAGAGCUCAGCUGGGUGUCUAUGAAGAGUGACCAGUCCAUGCGUGAACCUCCUACAUUGAGCAGAGGAAGAAAAGAGCUCAGCUGGGUGUCUAUGAAGAGUGACCGGUCCAUGCGUGACCAUCCUACAUUCAGAAGAAGAAGAAAAGAGCUCAGCUGGGUGUCUAUGAAGAGUGACCGGUCCAUGCGUGACCAUCCUACAGUCAGAAGAAGAAGAAAAGAGCUCAGAUGGGUGUCUAUGAAGAGUGACCAGUCCAUGCGUGAACCUGCUACAUUGAGCAGAGGAAGAAAAGAGCUCAGAUGGGUGUCUAUGAAGAGUGACCGGUCCAUGCGUCACCAUCCUACAUUCAGAAGAAGAAGAAAAGAGCUCAGCUGUGUGUCUAUGAAGAGUGACCGGUCCAUGCGUGACCAUCCUACAGUCAGAAGAAGAAGAAAAGAGCUCAGAUGGGUGUCUAUGAAGAGUGACCAGUCCAUGCGUGAACCUGCUACAUUGAGCAGAGGAAGAAAAGAGCUCAGAUGGGUGUCUAUGAAGAGUGACCGGUCCAUGCGUCACCAUCCUACAUUCAGAAGAAGAAGAAAAGAGCUCAGCUGUGUGUCUAUGAAGAGUGACCGGUCCAUGCGUGACCAUCCUACAUUCAGCAGAGGAGGAGGAGAACCCCGCUCUGUGUCUGUGAAGAGUGACCGGUCCAUGUUUGACCCUCCUACAUUCAGCAGAGGAGGAGAACCCAGCUGUGUGUCUGUGAAGUGUAAUGGUGUCAUUGACAACCAUCCUCAUCUCAGCAGUGGAGCUGCGCCUUCUGGUCCAGGGCUGAACUGGACAGAAACAGCACUGCAAAUGGUGAGAACUGGACACCAGCAGCAGGAUUCUCACCUAGCCAGAAAUGACUUGCACAGAACCUUAGAACGACACAAAACCAGCAUGAAGAACAAGUAUGACAGCUUAUUUGAGGGAAUCAAAAGCGAAAAAAACAGAACUCUUCUGAACAGGGUUUACACUCAGCUCUACAUCAUAGAGGGAGAAAGUGUAGGAGUGAAUGAAGAACAUGAGGUUCUACAGAUGGAGAAAACACCCAGGAGACACUUACAAGACUCUCCAAUCAACUGCUUAGAUAUCUUUAAACCUUUACAAGCUCCUGGAGGAGAAACACAGGAAGAGAACAUUAGAGCUGUGGAGGCUGACAGUCUCAGACACAGAGAAAGAGAAGAAGAUCACAGACCAGAAGAGCAGAAGUUUAGAGCUGUUCUGACCAAAGGCAACGCUGGAAUUGGAAAAACUGUCUCCGUGCAGAAGUUCAUUCUGGACUGGGCUGAAGGAAAAGCCAAUCAGGAUGUAGAUUUCAUGUUUGUGCUUCCGUUCCGGGAGCUGAACCUGAUUAAAGAUGAUCAAUACAGUCUUCAUGGACUUCUGUGUGCCUUCCAUCCUGAGCUCAAACAUCUGGACCCAGAGAUUUAUGAUCAGAUCAAAGCUGUGUUUAUAUUUGAUGGACUGGAUGAAAGCAGAAUUCCACUGAACUUUGAACAGUGUGAGAAAGUAUCUGACAUCACAAUGACAUCAUCAGUGGGUGUGUUGAUGACCAACCUCAUCAAAGGAGAGCUGCUUCCUUCUGCUCUGAUCUGGAUCACCUCCCGACCAGCAGCAGCCAAUCAGAUCCCUCCUAAAUACAUUAACCGUGUGACAGAGAUUCAGGGAUUCAGUGACCCACAGAAGGAGGAGUACUUCAGAAAGAGGAUCAGUGAUGAAGACCAAGCCGAGAGAAUCAUCUCCCACAUUAAGACAGUGAGGAGCCUCCACAUCAUGUGCCACAUUCCAGUCUUCUGCUGGAUCUCAGCCACUGUUCUUCAGCAGAUCAUGAAACGGCGUCAUACAGAAGUUCCUAAAACUCUGACUGAGAUGUACUCACACUUCCUGAUCACUCAGACCAACAAGAAGAAUGAGAAGUAUGAGAAGAAAGACAAGAGAGACCCAAAGAACCUGCUGAAAUCCAACACAACCAUUCUUCUGAAACUGGCUAAACUGGCUUUCAAACAGCUGAUGAAGGGCAAUGUGAUGUUCUAUGAAGAGGACCUGAGAGAGAGCAGCAUUGAUGUCACUGAGGCCUCAGUGUAUUCUGGGAUUUUCACUGAGAUCUUCAGGGAGGAAUGUGUGCUUUACCAGAGGAAGGUCUACUGCUUUGUUCAUCUGAGCUUUCAGGAGUUCCUGGCUGCUGUUUAUGUGAUUCAUUGUUACGAGAACAAGAAAAAUGAGCUAUUAUGGCUUUUUAAACCACUAAACAGAAAGUGGUUGGUGAAUGUCCCACUGGAUGAGGUUCUGAAGGGAGCAGUGUAUAAAGCAGUAAAGAGUGAGAGUGGACGACUGGAUCUUUUCCUCCGUUUCCUGCUGGGCAUCUCAUUGGAGUCAAAUCAAAGACUCCUGCAGGGUCUGCUGACACCAACACAGAGCAGCACAGAGGAAACCAGAAAGUACAUCAAGAAAUUAAUCAAAGGAGAGCAGAAACAAUAUCAAAUCUCAACUAACAGAUCCAUCAAUCUCUUCCUCUGUCUGUCUGAGAUGAAUGACCAGUCUCUCUCCAGAGAGCUUCAGAAGUUUCUAAACUCAGAGAAACACUCAGAGGAGAAACUUUCUCCUGGACAGUGCUCAGCACUCGCCUGCAUGCUUCUGACCUCAGAGGAACUUCUGAACAAGUUGGACCCAAAGAAAUACAACACGUCAGAGGAGGGUUAUAGGAGACUUGUCCCGGCCGUGUCUGUCUGCAAAAAUGCUGUGCUAGCUGGCUGUAAUCUCAACAAGCAUUCAUGUGAAACCAUCAGCUCUGCUCUACAAGCAGCAAACUCCUCUCUGAAUGUUCUGGACCUCAGUAACAAUAACCUGCAGGAUUCAGGAGUGGAGUUGCUCUCUGCUGGACUGAAGAAUCCACACUGUAAACUGAAGAUACUCAGACUAGCUUUCUGUAAAUUUGGGGGGAAAGCUUGUGAAAGUCUGGGAUCAGGUCUACAGUCAGCAAACUCCUCUCUGAAUGUUCUGGACCUCAGUAACAAUGACCUGCAGGAUUCAGGAGUCAAGCUGCUCUCUGCUGGACUGAAGAGCUCACACUGUAAACUGAAGAUACUCAGAUUGUCUGGUUGUAUGGUUACAGGUGAAGGCUGUACUGCUCUGGCUUCAGCUCUGAAAUCAAACCCCUCCCACCUGAAAGAACUGGAUCUGACCUAUAAUUACCCAGGAGAGUCUGGAGUGAAGCUGCUCUCUGAUUUACUGGAAGAUCCACACUGCAGACUGAAGAAACUACAGGUGGAUCAUGGAGGGCUGGUCAGGAUCAAACCAGGACUAAAGAAAUAUACUGCUGAUCUCACUCUGGAUCCAAACACAGUGAACAGAAAUCUGGCUCUGUCUGAGAGGAGAAGAAAGGUGGAGUUUGUUGGAAAAGAUCAGCGUCAUCCAGAUCAUCCAGACAGAUUUGAACGCUAUGCUCAGGUUCUGAGUGCGGAGAGUCUGACUGGACGCUGUUACUGGGAGGCUGAGUGGAGCGAACAUGGAGCUGAUAUAUCAGUGUCAUACAGAGGAAUCAGGAGGAGGGGAGGCAUUGACACUAUGUUUGGGAAUAAUAAUCAGUCCUGGACUCUGAGCUGCUUUAGUAACAGAUACUCUGUCAGUCACAGUAAACAGAAAACUGACCUACCUGCCCACCUCUCCCCCUCUAACAGGGUAGGGGUGUAUCUGGACAGGGGGGCCGGCACUCUGUCCUUCUACACCAUCUCCCCUGACACACACACACUGACCCACCUACACACACUCACCACCACAUUCACCGAGCCGCUCUACGCUGGGAUUAGGAUUAAUUCUGGCUCAUUAUAUCUGUGCUAGAAUAACCUCUACAUGCUCUGGGUCCAGCAGUAGUGAGUAGCUACUGUGUGUGAGGGGGCAUCGGUUUAUGUGUGUAUGUAUGUUCAUUUGUGUGUAUUUCCUGAUUUUCCACACUGAUUAACAAAGGACAAGUGUGAGGAGUUCAACAGGAGUUCAAGUUCACACCCAUGCAGAUUUUUUACGAAACGUUUAUUAGGAUCUUACCACAGAAAGUGUAGAGAACGUAAAAUUAAAUUCUGUACAAUAUCUCGA
Pygocentrus nattereri (red-bellied piranha) is the source of this 4569-nucleotide messenger RNA. Its product is annotated as NACHT, LRR and PYD domains-containing protein 3-like. The record is from RefSeq and is a predicted model, not a curated record. The transcript has 9 exons. Gene Ontology annotation, molecular function: protein binding. Lineage: Eukaryota; Metazoa; Chordata; Actinopteri; Characiformes; Serrasalmidae. Bases 178 to 4317 code for a protein of 1379 amino acids.